Messenger RNA from Archocentrus centrarchus (flier cichlid), 1829 nucleotides. It is a transcript of the gene zdhhc22, whose product is annotated as zDHHC palmitoyltransferase 22. The record is from RefSeq and is a predicted model, not a curated record. The transcript has 3 exons. Gene Ontology annotation, molecular function: palmitoyltransferase activity. The coding region runs from base 103 to 933 and encodes 276 amino acids. Lineage: Eukaryota; Metazoa; Chordata; Actinopteri; Cichliformes; Cichlidae.
CGUCAGUGUCUCUCAAAGACGCCUUCUUGUGUGCGUUUGAAGAAGCUCCUGAGCUCCGUAGUGCUGAAAGGACAGCUCCUCCGCCCUCUGACAUCUGCAGAUAUGUUCACCAGGAUGUUAAAACUGAGACUUCUCAAUGCUGUAGCACCUGCAUACUUUUUCAUGGCUACAGCGGUCACCUUCAUUUUGCACUUUGGCUUCUUCAUCCCAACAAUUUUCCCAAGUCCAGGUACAUCACUGCAGGGGUCUACAGUUCUUCAUACAGUUGUGUUCCUUUUCUUGAUGUUCAAUGCAUUGGGGAACUACAUAAUGACUAUUAUAUACCCAGCUGAAAGUGCAGAGACUGUGAUUCCAGUGUGUUCACCACACUGCUCGGAUAAAGUGGACGCGCACUACCUCCUCAACGGCCGUCACUUCUGCAAACUUUGCAAGAAAGUUAUUCUCAAGAGGGAUCACCACUGUUUUUUUACUGGAAACUGCAUCGGCAACAAAAACAUGCGCUACUUCAUCAUGUUUUGCAUCUACACAUCAUGCACAUGUUUAUACUCUUUGGUUCUUGGUGUGGCCUUUCUGACAGUGGAGUACUCCAUCUCUUUUGAGAACCCUCUGACCUUUUUGACUCUUCUCCCUUUCUCCACUGGUUACUUCUUCAUGGGAACAAUCUCAGGCUUGCAGUUGUUCCUGGUGCUGAUGCUCUAUGUGUGGCUGGGCAUCGGUUUGGUGUGUGCAGGUUUCUGUUGUCAGCAGGUGCUGCUGGUUGCCCGGGGGCAGACGUGGUGUCAGAUGCAGAGAGGGCAACUUGCGGAGAAUCACAACCCCUGGAGAGCUAACCUCAAGGAUGUUUUUGGUACCCGCUGGAUCCUUGGCCUUAUACUGCCUGUGCAGACAGCGGAGGUGUGCUCUGAAGACGCAGACGCACAUAAACAGGACUGAUGAAAAAACACAUAUCGUAACGAUAGCUCCCCACAGGUCAAACAAGUGACACAUGUUGUAGAAAAUGCUUUCUAGGGACCCAUGCGGUGAACGAUGUUGAAUAUGGACAGGAUGCUUUUUGACGUUUAAAGUAGUAUGUAAAAUAGCUGUUAGCACACAUUCCUUUAAGGACAGGAGCCAUACAAGCAAUGUGAAAUAAGUGCAUAGUCUAAGUGUAUCCUUUAGAUAGCUUUUUAAAAGGCACUAUUAACACAAAUAAGCUGGUCAUUUUUGGAAAUCCAGCAGUUUUACUCAUACUGAACGCUUCCAUAAAAAUAUAAAGAUGGCUUUGCAUGCCUUCACAGCUUUGCAGUUUUGGAUUAUUUGACAGCCUAUGCCAUGUGGUGCGCUGAGAUUAUCAAAGUGCAUUGUUCUUCCACACAUCCUAUUAAGAUGCUACAAUGCGACAUUCAGGAAACUUUGGGUAGUUUUUAUGACAGUGACUCACGUUUGUCAUUAAGGGCUAUCAGACAAGGAAACAAGUUUGUCUGCAGCAUAAACUGCCAGGCUCGACAAUAAUGUUGUGACAACUGCAUGUUGAGCCUGAUGUACUCUAGUCAAAGUAAUAUGACUCAGUUUGAUGAGGGAGUCCUCCUUUAGAAGAAUGGGUGGGGAAGAUGUAAAGACGAUUAAUAUACUAUUAUCCAGGGUAUUAUUCACAAUGUGCCAUGAAGCCAUGUCUUAUAUGCUUAUAGAUGACCCCAAAGAUGAGGUAUUCACCAUACUGCUAAUAAUAAAGGGGCUCUGCAUAAUAAUAUUAAGGACUUUUCACUGUUAUUCUUCAGCUACAGACACACUGCUCAUGUUAAAGAUGUUUAGGGUUUCAAUAAGUAUAAUUUCUAGAGCUAUUUUCUCUA